Molecule: messenger RNA, 486 nt
Organism: Periophthalmus magnuspinnatus
Lineage: Eukaryota; Metazoa; Chordata; Actinopteri; Gobiiformes; Gobiidae
Gene: mrps18c
Product: mitochondrial ribosomal protein S18C
Exons: 6
Coding region: 41-430 (129 amino acids)
Biological process (GO): mitochondrial translation
Cellular component (GO): ribosome; mitochondrial small ribosomal subunit
Molecular function (GO): small ribosomal subunit rRNA binding; structural constituent of ribosome
Source: RefSeq, a predicted model, not a curated record
AAAAAACAAAGGACUACUUCCUGUCCUCUGUCCGGUCAUCAUGCUCGCUGUGAAAGGUUUCUGGAGGCUAAAUCCUCUUUAUAAAAUACUUCAGAAUUCAAGUUUGAAAUGUAUAUCUACAUCCUCUAGUGUUAUUCAGCAAAAGGAUAUGCUUGUGCAAAUGGAGAACCCCUAUAAAGAGCCACAGAAGGGAUGCAUCCUUUGCAGUGUAAAUGUUGACUACAAAAACAUACAGCUUCUUUCCCAGUUUAUUUCACCGCACACAGGGAGAAUUUAUGGCCGACACUUAACAGGUUUAUGUGGAAAGAAACAAAAAGAAGUGUCAAAAGCCAUUAAGAAAGCCCAGUCUAUGGGUUUCAUGCCAGUGACACACAAGCAUCCACAGUUUAUGCGAGACCCUAACAUCUGCAGCACCAAACACUUGGGAUAGUUAAUUAUGAAUUAAUGUAUUAAGUACGCUGUGUAUAUCUAUUGUUUUGUUGUAUA